This is a messenger RNA of Paramuricea clavata, 1083 nucleotides long. NCBI's taxonomy places the organism in Eukaryota, Metazoa, Cnidaria, Anthozoa, Malacalcyonacea, Plexauridae. The record is from the annotation of a GenBank genome assembly.
AUGCUGGAAAGUAACUACCAAUGGAACUGGACAGAUCAAUGCGAAGAAGCUUUUUGCAAAGUUAAAGCAAUGAUUGUUUCAGAUCUGGUGCUUACACAUUAUGAUCCUAACCUUCCCUUACAACUGGCUUGUGAUGCUUCACCUGUAGGAAUUGGAGCGGUACUGUCCCAUGUCAUGACAGACGGCACAGAGCGCCCGAUAGCGUUUGCAUCGAGAUCCCUGUCGAAGGCGGAGCGCAACUACGCACAGAUAGAUAAAGAAGCACUGGCUACAGUGUGGGGAGUCAAGAAAUUCCACAAUUACCUUUUCGGUAGGAACUUUACCUUACUGACUGAUCAUGAGCCUCUCACUUCAAUCUUUCAUCCCAGCAAAAGCCUUCCUGUUGUCACUGCUGCUAGAUUACAACGCUACGCUUUGUUCUUGGCGGGUUUUGACUAUACAAUCAGAUACAAGAACACUAAGUUACACGGAAAUGCGGAUGGUCUGUCUCGAUUACCCUUGCAUAGUGAGACAACAGAAGAAGAGCCAGAUCCAGUGGGCCUCUUCUAUGCUACGCAGUUUGAGCCCUUGCCAGUCACAGCAGAACAGGUCAAACGAGAAACACAGAGAGAUCCUCUAUUGGUGAAGGUCCAUGAGUUGGUUAUGAAAGGAUGGUCCACUCCAAAAGAUGAAGCGAUUAAACCGUUUUACCAGCGGAAAGACGAACUGACAGUUUACUGUGGUGUUCUAAUGCUUGGACACAGAGCAGUCAUUCCUGCCAAGUUGCGUAAUCAAGUGUUAACCGAGCUCCACGAAGGUCACCUCGGUAUUGUUAAAAUGAAGUCACUGGCGCGAAGUUACAUCUGGUGGCCCAAAAUUGAUAAGGACAUUGAGCACCUAGCCAAGAGCUGCCCUGGUUCUCAACUUCAACAGAAUGAAGCUGGCAAAGUACCACUACACCCCUGGGAAUGGCCAACCACACCUUGGCAGAGAAUCCAUUUAGACUUUGCUGGACCGUUCCUUGGACAAAUGUUCCUUAUCAUUGUAGAUGCACACUCGAAGUGGCCUGAAGUGGAAAUAAUGCCAUCCACCACAUCGACGUAG